This is a messenger RNA of Chelonoidis abingdonii (Abingdon island giant tortoise), 1880 nucleotides long. The record is from RefSeq and is a predicted model, not a curated record. Lineage: Eukaryota; Metazoa; Chordata; Testudines; Testudinidae.
CGCAGAGCGAGACUGCAGCGGGCCGUGCGGGGACGCAGGAGCCGGCAGCCAGGCGCAGGGAGGUGACCUAAGACGCAAACCUGGAAUGACUGUGUGCUGGUCUAGGAGGAUUCCCUCACAGCCUGAAAGGCCUAAACACCCCCUUGCAGUGAUUUCCACAUGUGAGGAACUUCUUCUGAAAACACCUUUCUGAAUGUCCUAAACAGUUCUUCUUUACCAACUUGUCAAUAUGGCAUGUAAAUAGGCCUGAAGGAGAUGACCUGGAAAGUACAUGUUACUAUGGCAAUGACUGCAGGGACUACAACAUCCUUUCCCAUGAGCAACCACACCCGGGAGAGAGUGACUGUGGCCAAACUUACACUGGAGAACUUCUACAGCAACCUAAUUUUACAGCAUGAAGAGAGAGAAACCAGGCAGAAAAAGCUAGAAGUGGCCAUGGAAGAAGAAGGCCUGGCAGAUGAAGAGAAAAAACUACGUCGGUCACAGCAUGCACGCAAAGAAACAGAAUUCCUGCGACUGAAGAGGACUAGGCUUGGCUUAGAUGACUUUGAAUCGCUAAAAGUUAUAGGAAGAGGAGCAUUUGGGGAAGUACGCCUCGUCCAGAAGAAAGAUACGGGUCAUAUUUAUGCAAUGAAGAUAUUGAGAAAAGCUGAUAUGCUGGAAAAAGAGCAGGUGGCCCAUAUCAGAGCAGAAAGAGAUAUAUUGGUCGAAGCGGAUGGUGCUUGGGUGGUGAAAAUGUUUUAUAGUUUUCAGGAUAAAAGGAAUCUUUACCUGAUCAUGGAGUUCCUACCUGGAGGUGAUAUGAUGACCUUACUUAUGAAGAAAGACACUUUAACAGAAGAGGAAACACAAUUUUACAUUUCUGAAACUGUGCUGGCCAUAGAUGCCAUUCAUCAGCUGGGAUUCAUCCAUAGAGAUAUUAAACCAGAUAACCUCUUGCUGGAUGCCAAGGGUCACGUGAAGCUAUCUGAUUUUGGACUGUGCACUGGUUUAAAGAAAGCUCACCGAACUGAAUUCUACAGGAACCUUACACACAAUCCGCCAAGUGACUUUUCAUUUCAGAAUAUGAACUCAAAGAGAAAAGCAGAAACAUGGAAGAAGAACAGACGACAGCUGGCAUACUCUACUGUUGGGACCCCAGAUUAUAUUGCUCCAGAAGUAUUUAUGCAGACUGGGUACAACAAGUUGUGUGACUGGUGGUCUUUGGGAGUGAUUAUGUAUGAAAUGCUAAUAGGGUAUCCACCUUUCUGCUCUGAAACGCCACAAGAAACAUAUAGGAAAGUUAUGAACUGGAAAGAAACGUUGGUGUUUCCCCCAGAGGUGCCCAUUUCAGAAAAAGCAAAGGACUUAAUUCUGAGAUUUUGUAUUGAUUCAGAAAAUAGAAUUGGUAGUAAUGGAGUAGAGGAAAUAAAGGAUCAUCCAUUUUUUGAAGAAGUUGACUGGGGACAUAUCAGGGAGAGGCCAGCUGCAAUCUCUAUAGAAAUCAAAAGUAUUGAUGACACUUCCAAUUUCGAUGAAUUUCCUGAAUCUGAUAUUUUACAGCCAGUGCCAAAUACCACAGAACCUGACUACAAAUCCAAAGACUGGGUUUUCCUCAAUUAUACCUACAAGAGGUUUGAAGGGCUUACACAGCGUGGCUCUAUCCCUUCCUAUAUGAAAGCUGGGAAGUUGUGAAACAAAACAAAACCCCAUAAAAUUAAAAACAAAACGAAAAAACCCAAACCUCAGGUAGCUGCAUCACCAGUCCUGCUUGGCGUAGACAUCAAUACAGUGACUCUGGUGCGCAUCGACUUCACAAGGAAAUUCUACAGGAUUAGGAUUUCUAAGACUACUACAGGAAUUAGUUGGCAGUGCCAGCUGGCUUUUUUUUUUUUAUAUUU